Torulaspora delbrueckii is the source of this 675-nucleotide messenger RNA. It is a transcript of the gene BUD21, whose product is annotated as Bud21p. The record is from RefSeq and is a predicted model, not a curated record. Gene Ontology annotation, biological process: rRNA processing. Bases 1 to 675 code for a protein of 224 amino acids. The transcript has a single exon. Gene Ontology annotation, molecular function: snoRNA binding. NCBI's taxonomy places the organism in Eukaryota, Fungi, Ascomycota, Saccharomycetes, Saccharomycetales, Saccharomycetaceae.
AUGAGCUGUGAUCAAAAACCAGCAAAUACGAUGGUUGAACCAAGGAUGUCUAUUACAGAGAGUAAUAGCAGGCAUGUCAAGUUCGAUGACAAUGAGGAAGGCAAGAUGCCUGUAAAGAUGGCUCCGGUGGCGAAGAAAGUGGAUUAUAGUAGCGAUGAGAGCGAUGAUGAAGAUGAAGCACCACAGGAAGAGGGGCUAUCAAGUGGUAAAUCCUCUAUUGAAGAUGAGAUAAGGGAAAGAGAAGAGGCAUUGAAGAGGGAGAAACAAGAGGUGAAGCAAAGGAGAAGGAAACUUGAUGCUAGAUUUAGAGAACAACAGCUGGAGAAGGAGGCAAAGGCUAAGGAUGACCAAGAACUGCCGGAAGAAUUACCAGAAGAAUUUUUCGAAAAACUGGAUGAGGAAGUACAUGAAAAACCCGUUGAACAAAUUCCAAAGCAUAUCAAUUUUAAUGAUAUCGAUACCGAACAGUACCUUCCAGAAAUCAAGAAGCAACUGGAAAAGAAAAGGACCAAUACUUUAAAGAGACUAAGAGCCACUACUGUUAAGAGGGGUUUAUUUAAUGUUACUCUACUUGAUGAUUCACAAAAGCUCUCCGCGAUGGCGCCUAAGAGAGAGGCUAAGAUAAUGAACACCAAGGAUAAAUGGCUGAAAAGAAAGGCAAUUAAAAGGAAAUAA